AUGGAUGACUUGCCAGCCACUACGGGAGCAGCAACAGCUGAAGCGGCAUCCAGCCAGUAUUCCAACGGAGAAGACUUCACAUACACGCUCGACCCCCAUACCACAGACUCCUGGUGGGCAUCUGCAAGUCGAGGCGUAGCCAGAAGCGAGCGAGGGAGCGCAGUUGACGGCGCAGACGACUCUCAGCCAUUGCUGUUUGUGCUUCGGAACAGUAUAUCUGACAGCUUGGUGGACGAUGUGGUGUUAUGGCUGAAGCGAAAUGCUCCUCCUGAUAUUGCUCAAGUGAGCAUUACCGAGCUCACAGACCAGACACGAGAGCUGCGGGACUUUAUAGCUGAGCAGAGCGAGUCACGGUCCGCAAAUGCACUUAUCAAUAUGGAUCAACUGCCAACAGAAUCACAAGACCAGGUUAGAGACGCAUGGCUCAGAUUCACGGGGCGUCUCGUCCACUCCCUCAGGCACUUUGGCCUUCAGGAUUAUAAGGACAUGAAUUGGUUUAUCCGAGACUUCGAAGCCAAUAAUAACUCUCUCCGCAGAACCGUCGAGCGCGAGAUUCUCACCACACCUCAGCUCUACGAGGCAGAACAUCUAGAAAGAGGCAUCCAGCUACCGCGCUCCCAGAUUCUCGGCCUAGCCGAUGCCUUUCGUGACAUCAAACGCUUGAAUCGCCUGGCCGAAGCGCUGAAGGCUGCCAGCGCAGGGCACUUUCGUACACUUGCCUGCCUCGGCCAUGUGGUUCUCCCGGUGGCGACCAGCGCAAAGUACGGACUGGUUUUCCAGAGGCCCCGAGGAGGAUGCGAGCCAGUCACGCUCUACACGCUACUUCUAGAGCAGCAGAGUCAGGCGAGGAGGACCAUCACCAUCCCAACCCUCGGUGAGCGCAUCCGGCUCGCCUUUGAGAUCGCCCAGGCCUUGAUGCGGUGGCAUCUGGCCGGCUGGCUACAUCAGGGUAUCGCUAGCUUCCACAUUAUCUUCAAGACCAGCCCUACUACUGUCGACUACAGCAAGCCGUAUCUCGUUGGCUUCAACUACACCCGUGAGAACGACUCUUCUUCGGCCACGAGAGCAGGCGGCCCGACCACGGCCGAGAAGAUUCGUGACAUGUAUCGACAUCCCGAGCGCCAAGGCUCCAGACCCCCAAAGAAGCACCUACGCAAGCACGACCUGUACGCGCUUGGCCUGCUUCUCAUCGAGAUCGGACGCUGGAUCUCGCUAGGAGAUGUAUUCCAUAGCGCCGUGUCUAAUACCCUCGGCGAUCUGUCGUCAGUUCCAAAGGCUGCUCGCAAGCUUACCGAGCGGGUGCUGGCGUUUAAUAUGGGUGCAGCCUAUCGAGACGCAACAGCUGCAAGUCUUCAAGGCCAUCUUGGUGUGGUUGAGGAUGAUGAACACGGAACGAGAUUCAUUGCCGACUUUGAGUCCCAGGUUGUUCGCAAGUUGGAAGCUGGAUUGAAGAUUGAUGAAUGA
Messenger RNA from Ilyonectria robusta, 1464 nucleotides. RefSeq lists its product as uncharacterized. The record is from RefSeq and is a predicted model, not a curated record. Lineage: Eukaryota; Fungi; Ascomycota; Sordariomycetes; Hypocreales; Nectriaceae. Bases 1 to 1464 code for a protein of 487 amino acids. The transcript is spliced from 2 exons.